Molecule: messenger RNA, 6561 nt
Organism: Salmo salar (Atlantic salmon)
Lineage: Eukaryota; Metazoa; Chordata; Actinopteri; Salmoniformes; Salmonidae
Source: RefSeq, a predicted model, not a curated record
CACAUCGACCCACUGACCGGGAGCGCGCACCAGCCGAAGAUGUGAUUGCGGCUUCACGGAUAGCGAGAGAGGGAGUCCUGUACCGCAUUACACGAAAUAACGAGCACAGGCACACACUUACACACAUGCUACUGCAGAGCUGACACACACAGCGGAGAAAAGAGAGGGAACAGCGAAAUAUCUGCGGUCACGCCACUGGCACGCAGGUGCUGCUGUUUCAUUUUCUAAACAGUGUUGUUCUCUGCUGACGUGACUGGUGUCAGAACUUCUCUAGUCUCUGUGCUGAAUGGCUUUUGGAUGUUGAUGGCUGACAUCUGACCUCGAGCAAGUCCAACAUUACAGCUUUGCUCCAAUUGACCCUGCUCCCCAGGGUAGUGAGUCAGAGCCGUAUCAGGAGUUGUGACAGGAGAGGAGAGCCAAUCAGAGGAGAGAGAGAUGUUGGUGCAGGGCGGGCCUUGGGUCCUGUCUGUCAUGUCUUUGCUCCUGCUGCUGUGGCAAGAAGUGUCUGCUAUCGAGGUUCCUCUUGAUCAAAAGAUCCAGCAGGACUUGAAGCAGCCUCCCACCAUAAUGAAACAGUCAUUGAAGGACUACAUUGUUGAUCCUAGAGACAACAUCAUCAUUGAAUGUGAGGCCAAGGGGAACCCCGUGCCAACGUUCUCAUGGCGAAGGAACGGGAAGUUCUUCAACGUGGGGAAGGAUCCACGGGUGACGAUGCGGAAGCGCUCGGGAACGCUGGAGAUUAGCUUCCGGAGCGGAGGGAGGCCAGAGGGCUAUGAGGGGGAAUACCAGUGUUUCGCUUCUAACGACUUUGGAACGGCGCUGACCAACAAGAUCCUACUACGAGUGUCCAAGUCCCCUCUGUGGCCUAAGGAGGUGUUGGAGCCAGUGGUAGUGGCUGAGGGUUCUUCCCUGGUCUUGGCCUGUAACCCUCCUCCAGGCCUACCCCCUCCACACACCUUCUGGAUGAACAGCGACAUGAUGUCUAUAACCCAAGAUAGGCGUGUGUCCAUGGGUCUGAAUGGAGAUCUGUAUUUCUCUAAUGUUCUGGCUAAAGACUCCCACACAGACUACAGCUGCAACGCCCGGUUCCUCUUCACACACACCAUCCAGCAGAAGAACCCCUACACACUCAAAGUGCAGACCAGUCGUAAGGUAGCAGAGACCCCCCCUAACUUCCUCUCCCCCACGGGGACUGACAGCUCAAGGAUGAUGGUGCUGAGAGGACAAAAACUACAGCUGGAGUGUAUCGCUGCCGGAGUUCCCACCCCCAGUAUAAAGUGGUAUAAGAAGGGAGGAGACCUGAACCAGAAGGUGAAGCUAGACAACUUCAAUAAGACUCUGCGUAUCGACAGCGUGUCAGAGGAGGACGCAGGGGAGUACAUGUGUAUGGCCAACAAUCAGAUAGCAAGCAUCCGACACUCCAUCUUUGUCCAGGUUAAAGCGGCUCCCUAUUGGCUGGACAAGCCGUUCAACCUGGUGUUAGCGCCGAAUGAGAACAGUCGUCUGGUGUGUCGGGCCAAUGGGAACCCCAAACCACUCAUCCAGUGGCUGGUCAACGGAGAGCCUAUGGAGAGUGAUAGCUCCCUGCCAAACCCCAGCAGAUCGGUGGUAGGUGACACCAUCAUCUUCCACUCUGUUCAGAUCGGCAGCAGCGCUGUGUACCAAUGUAACGCCUCCAAUCACCAUGGUUACCUGCUGGCCAACGCUUUCGUCAGCAUACUGGACAUGGCUCCCAGGAUGCUUGGUGCUAAGAACCAGCUAAUAAAGGUGAUAGAGAACAACAGAACCUUCCUGGACUGUCCCUUCUUUGGCUCGCCCCUCCCUGAGCUACGUUGGUUUAAGAAUGGUCAGGGCAGUGGUCUAGACGGUGGCCAAUACCGAGCCUACAUCAACGGGAGCCUAGAGAUCAAGCGUGCGCGGGUUGAGGACCAGGGGACAUACACCUGUCUGGCCAGGAACAUCCUGGGCAAGGAGGAGAACCAGGUCCGACUGGAGGUCAAAGAACCGACCCGUAUCGUCAGGGCUCCAGAGCACCAGUCAGCAAUUAGAGGCACCAUGGCUCGUUUUGACUGCCGGGUCAAAUCAGACCUCACCCUGCCCAUCACUGUUACCUGGCUGAAGGAUGACAAGCCCCUCUCUCUGGGAUGGAGGUUGAAGAAGGACGAGGAUUCCCUGUCCAUCCCUGAUGUCCACGAGCAGGAUGAGGGAACAUACACUUGUACCGUUAAAUCAGAGAUCGACCAAGACACUGCCUCAGCACGCCUUACUGUGUUAGAAUACUUUUUCAGCUCAGGUACUGACCACUCAGGUACUGACCACUCAGUCGAGCCUACAGACGUCUCCGUGUCUACAACUGUCCCUCCUCCUCCUCCUCCCACUACUUCCGCUGCUACUACAACCAUUAGUAGUACUACUACUACUACUACUACUGCUACUACUACUACUACUACUCCACCUGCUACCACAACUGCUUCUACUACUGCUACCACUCCUGUGUUGGUCACCAGCACCAAACAAGCAGAUACAAAUGUGUUGGUAGGCAUGGCUCCUGGGAGGGUGAUCAGGAACCUGACGGUGAAGCCUAACAGUAACUACGCUAACGUCAGCUGGAACCACAACUUCCCGGCCGGCAGCAGCGAGUUCCAGCUAGAGUUCACACUGGACAGCAAUGGCAGUGUGUCAAGCGUACCAGUGAACCAGCCGCCCAUUAAGCUGGCGGGGCUGAUCGAAGGGGCCAAGUACCGCCUGAGGGUGUACUCCAACGAAUACCACAGCAUCUCCAGCAAUGUUGUCACCUUUGAGACCAGCGCAGCCUACAUUAAAGACCAGGUGGACAUUGCUGCCCAGGGCUGGUUUAUCGGGCUGAUGUGUGCCAUCGCUCUCAUCAUCCUCAUCCUCCUCAUCGUCUGCUUCAUCAAGAGGAGUCGCGGAGGCAAAUAUCCAGUACGAGAUAAAAAAGAUCUCCCUCUGGAGGGAGUGGAUCAGAAGGGAGAGGAUGGAUCAUUUGACUACCACAGCGACGAGGACAACAAGCCUCUGCAGGGCAGCCAGAACUCUCUGGAUGGCGGUGUGAAGGAAAGUGACGACAGCCUGGUGGACUACGGCGAGGGAGGGGAUGGCCAGUUCAACGAGGACGGCUCCUUCAUCGGUCAGUACACCGUCAAAAAGGACAAGGAUGAGACGGAAGGUAACGAGAGUUCCGAGGCCACUUCACCCGUCAACGCCAUCUACUCGCUGGCAUAGUCCCCCUGCCCGGCCUGGCCUGGGGAUCUGAGGAACUCCCCCUGGCGGUCAGAGGGUGAUAUUACUAUCACUACUACUACUACCACACACACAGACACAUACGCAAACACACACAUAUGAAUAUAAGUGUAUUAAUAUAUAAAACACAUAUACACAUGUAAACACACGCAGCACCUGCCUGGAGACUGUUUGACCUCUUAAAGCGGAGGGAGAAACCAUUCCUCUAAGAAUUAAGGGGGUGUGAAUGGAAUGGAGUUGAAAUUACUGUGAGCCAAGCCUUGACGUUCGACCUUGACGUUCUAUAGAAAUGGCGUGCCAAGGUGAAGUUUGGGAACCUUCAACAGUACCAGUCUCUCUAUGCUCUUCCUUCUGCCCCUCACACAGACUGAGUGUGCCUAACGGGCAAGCCUCAGUUGUAGAGGACUAGGAGGAAACGCCAAGGUUUUCAACCAUUUUGUGUGGCUCUAGAGCUUUCUUUGUUUUCAACGUACUCAGCUUUCCCUCCAAACCCCUCUCUUUCUCCCCACAAAACAUCCUCACGCCCCCCUGUGUCUUUACCGAGCGUCCCUAGGGAAGGAGACACAGACACUCGUCCUGUGAGCAUAUCAGCUACGGACCACCAACAUAGCAGGAUGUUGGCAGAUAUGUUUAUCACAUUGAUAUUUCCACAGAGAAAGAUGUUUUUUUUUGUUCUCAGUUGAUACAGGAGAUGGGUCAUUUGAAUAUAUGAAUGCUGUAAACAGUGCUAGCUCACCUUCUAGUUCGCUGCAAAACUAUGCAUUACCACCACCUCAUGUUUUUGGGUAAAGUCUGGUUAUUAAUUCAAUUGUUUAUUUUUCAGUGUUGACUCACAGGUUUAAAGAAGAAUAACCUGCUUAAUGAAAUUCUAUCAUUCCCUCCAAACUCAAGUCACGUGGAGAUAUUAAAAACGGCCAUAGCUAUAGCAAUACUAUUCCUGCCUCAAGCUUUUUUUAUAGUACAAGCCACUACUAAUAUAUCAGUUAUAAAUGACAUAAAAAAAUAUAUUUUAUUUUCAAGCAUGGUAGUACUUUAGUGCAAGAGACCUAGGACAAAUAGCUUGGAGAGGAGGUUUUACCUGCUUUGCUGUUUGUACAUCUCUAUGGCGACUGGCACUCCGAGGAUGUGACUCACUUCCUGUUUACUUCAUGGUUAGCAUGGCUGUGAUCCUUAGGCUUGAUCGGCACACCUUUUGUAUGUUUCUUUUAUAACAAUUGUUAGAGGCAGGCUGAAUCUGCAAAGGCAGGACUUCUCAACCCUUCAGAACUUAUUUAGCAUCCUAAUUGACUGUUGAACAACUCAAAAUAAAACCAAAACAUAUUUUAUGUCUUUGAAUAUAGGUUACAGACAACUCUGUGAAGGUAUUGAACAUUGAACGUCCCUGCAGAUUCUGCCUGGCCUUAGUCAUCAUUGACAUGCAGCCAUUAUGUCAAGGAAGUGUGAAGAAGUUGGGGUGCACCAAUACAGUAGUGGACCGUCAUUUUACCAAAGAUACUGAUACAGUGGUGGGCUGCCAUUUUACCACCGAUACUGAUACAGUGGUGAACCGCCAUUUUACCAUUUGAUCUUUUCAUUAGUAGAACUCACUAAUGAGUCUUCCUUGAUGUUUCACCUCUUAAAGUGGCAGAAAGCUCAGCACCCAUAUUUACAACUUAUUACAACGGCACUACUAAAGUCUUUCAUGUUAAAUCAAAUAGAUCUUAGCUAAUCAAUGACAAUUAGCUAACGGACGUCACAUUGUAUUUCAGGUGUGUAUUUCAUGUUUUAAUUGAUUACAUUAUGUUUAUAGUAUUCAUUAAUAUAUUAGUAAUUCACUUAUUAAUUGUUGACCAACUGACUUGAUGGUCUCACAUCAGAACCAACUCAGAACCCACGAUAAAGAACUUUACUGAAUUUGAUAUUGUAAAAAAAUUACCGUAUGACAUCUUUUGUGGCGAAGGGUGUUUCUGCUGUAAACUCGCAACAUUCACUGUAUGUCACCAUUAAAGAGGUUGUGUUGAUCUAUUUAUUGUGCUGCUCUUCAUGUUGAGUAUUCAUGUUAUAUUACUGUUAGUAUUCCAUGUUGGUAUUAUCAUUUAUUUAAUAUACAUUUCACAUAAUACAGGAAUGUAACAUUGCAUUUGUCAUACUGUAGCUGUGGGUACACGUACUGUAGGUCCUGAAAAAAAUAUGUCUGUAAAUAUCCAUGAGAAAAACAGCUUGAUGAGUAAAAGAAAGAAUCACACAUCUGUAUCCACCAAGCAAAUGUACCAGGUGCAUCUCAUGAUUGGGACUCAAAAUGACUUCAUCAAUGUUGUCCCGAAGAACUUGCUUUGAAAUGUUAAUAGAUGGCUUGUGUCUCUCUGUCGGUAACUUUUCUGAUCAUCACUAAUUCAAAAGAAACAGUUGAGAAUGAACAGUAUAUUGUGGAAGAGGUAUACAGUAGGCCUAGUCAGCCCCUUUAUGGUGUAAAUUAAAGUGCUCAUGAAAUGUAUCAUUGUAGCAUUCUCUGCACACAUGUUCAAAGCAUAUAAAAAAAAAUGCAUUUGCUGAGUUACCGAAUAGCCAAUUUCCCCCUAUUUUGUUUGUUUUUGUAUUAAGGCAACUUUCUCAAGGCUGCACAGACUCAUCAUGCCUUUCACCUAACAUGCCUGCUGCUCCACCCCUCCUGGUGACAGCCCAGUAACUGGUGGCCAUUUUGAAAGGGAUACAUUUGGUCCUGUGCUUCACUCCUUCAAAGAGAUGUCUUUUGUCCUGCCUUCAUCCUCACCUAAGUCUUAAAAAAAAGAAUAUACUGUAUGUCCACCAACCGCCUCUGUGAACUGGUCCUCUUUAUAACCUCCUCCUUUCUCCAGCUUCUCAAAGCAAUAUCCGCAUAGAAUUUUGACCCAUUUGUUUUUUAUGUUGUUGCUUUGUGAUAAAGUUCACCAUGACCUCUGGGUACAGUUGCCUACCAUCUACAGACACCUGACCACUGUAUAAACAUGAGGAAACAGGAGGCCAGGAGUGCUGGCAGAGACACAAUACAGUGCCCUUCCUGUUGCUAAAUGCUCUUCUAAACAAAGCAAGACUAAGCGCACAGAGAGACCGUCCACUCUCAAAUCUUCAACAAACCUUAAAGACUGCUGAAUCACGGAAUGUUCGAUGACGGAUUUAGAACUUCUAGUUCAGAACUUUAGCCUUGAUAUCACCGUUGUUUGUGUUCGGGUCACGAUACUGUACAAGCUCUUUCCCUAGACAGCAUUUGUCCUUUCCCUGUGUGGAUCCUAAAGGGGGAAUUAGUGAACUGGCUAGAAAACAAUAAAAAGAGAAUUAUGAAUA